Tetrapisispora phaffii CBS 4417 is the source of this 300-nucleotide messenger RNA. Its product is annotated as YciI family protein. Lineage: Eukaryota; Fungi; Ascomycota; Saccharomycetes; Saccharomycetales; Saccharomycetaceae. The record is from RefSeq and is a predicted model, not a curated record. The coding region runs from base 1 to 300 and encodes 99 amino acids. The transcript has a single exon.
AUGUCUGAAUACGUUGUAGUUAUUAAAGAUCACGCAGGUGCUGAAAAGUUGAGAGAACAACAUGGUCCAGAACAUUUUGGCAAUAUCCCACCUUUAGUGGAUGCAGGUAUAGUCGUCUGUGGUGGCGCCAUGUUCAAUGAAGAAGGUUCACCUGUCGGUUCGCAUAUCCAAAUUGUUGCAGACUCAAGAGAACAAGUAUUGGAAAUGUUAAAGAAAGACGUCUUCGCAAGGGAAAACGUGUGGGAUUUAGAAUCUGCAAUCAUUUAUAAAUUUGAUUGUGCUGUUCGUAAGCCUAUGUAA